AUGCCUGCCAUCGCACCGCCCAGCAAAGUACUCGUCACAGGCGCAAAUGGAUUCAUCGCAGUCUGGCUCGUCAACAAUCUUCUUGAACGUGGGUAUACCGUCCGUGGUACCGUUCGUUCAGAGGCGAAGGCUCAGUAUCUUAGAGAGCGAUUUAGCAGCUACGGAGAUAAGCAUGAAGUCGUCGUUGUGGAGGAUGUGACAAAGGACGGAGCCUUCGACGAAGCUGUGAAAGACAUAGAUGGUAUUCUACACACCGCUUCCCCAUGCCAUGUCGACGCUGACGAUCCAAAUGAGGUUAUCGUCCCCGCUGUGAGGGGUACCAUCAGUAUCAUGGAGAGCGCUCUUAAAUACGGGCCCUCUGUCAAGCGUAUCAUCGUCACCUCGUCCUGCGCUACUAUCAACAAAAUGGAUUCCACGUCUGUGACAUACACGGAGGCUGACUGGGCCGAGCAGACUAUACAGGCCGUGAAAGAAAAGGGACGUGACGCUGGAGGUAUGAUCAAGUACAGGGCCUCUAAAACGUUGGCUGAAAAAGCCGCAUGGGAGUUCUACGAGACACACAAAGGUGCUGUCGCAUGGGAACUUGCAGUGAUUAACCCUCCCUGGGUAUUUGGUCCCUCGAUACAUGACGUGUCCACCCCUGAAAACUUGAACUCAUCCACACUGACCUGGUACAAAAACAUUAUCCAGCUCGCUUCGGAGGGAGCCACCAACGAUUUGCUUGCGGUAACUGGUGCCUGCUACGUUGACGUGCGUGAUCUUGUAGAAGCCCAUGCGCUUGCACUGGAGAAAGCGGCAGCAGGUGGCGAGCGGUUCAUCGUCAGCGCCGGAAUCUCGGCAUGGCAGGACUUCAUUGAUGCGGGAAACAAGCUGGAUCCCCCUCCUCGUUUGUCGCUACCGCUUCGCAAAAGCCUUCGCAACACGGGUAUCACCAAUCCGGCUCCAGUCUACUUUUUCGACUCUUCAAAAGCCACACGUAUCUUGGGAAUUAAAUUUCGCAGCUUGGCGGAGACGACAAAGGAUACCCUGGCUGAUUAUGAGGAAAGGGGGUGGUGAGACCGUGCAGUCCAAGGUGCGAAGGACUGAACAAAAGAGGAAAUGAGGAGUGAGCAUGUCAAUGUCCUGCCGAACGCUUUUCCGUCUUCUCAGCAGAGUUGCGGUGUGCGAGACGAGGUGUGCGAUAGUAUCUUGGAUAACCCUAGCAUAUUCCAAGCAUAACAAGCCCUCGUCCUAGUUGUCACAUAAUCGUAGGGCCUAAGAUAGAUUUAUCACAUCGAUUUCGACGCACUUGAAAUAUCGCAUGAACGACUUCAUGGGAAAAGCGCCUGCGAUAUGUCUAGAUCCGUGUCACGAAUACCUGGGGCGGCAAAAUAGACUUCAUGGGCACAUGGGCGAGGUGGACCGACGACGACACAUAGGGGGUAAGGUUACUGGCACCGUGCGUGAGAUGACAGUUGUUUUAUACUGACCCCAAGGUGAACAAGGUUAGCUGUCGAGUAUGGGAAUAACAAAUCAGUCAGAGGCCGAAUUUUGUCCGAUGCCGUCGUAUAUAUGGCCCUCAGGCUGGAGUCGGGAAAACACGUCCGAAAAGGAGAAAAAUGAAAGGCGUGGAUUAGCUGCCUGUGCCCUACCGCCUGUGGUAUCGUGGUAUCACGACGAGAAUCAUACGGCUCAUGCUGUUCGCACCGUAUCAUGAGGUAAAGUUGUCAGCAUGGUCUCAGGCGAUAUGGAGAAGUGUGGUAUUGGCGGACUGUAUAGCCUAUGGUGUAUGGCGGAUGGCGAGUUUGCGAAAAAGGCAAGUCGUUAUCAAGCAAGGUUUCAGAAACGUCCGAGUUUCUGGGCGGAAGAUAUGGAAGAUGGCUGCGGAGGUAGAAGAAGUAAGGAGUGAGACUGAAGGGGACAACAUGUGUUGAAAUUUCGCCGUGCGCUGCUGCCGCAUACACACGGCAAAAUUUUCAAUGAGCGACGGCCGUGCUCAUGGAGAAUGGAGCCGUGGAUCGAUAAGAGCAG
Molecule: messenger RNA, 2010 nt
Organism: Serpula lacrymans var. lacrymans S7.9
Lineage: Eukaryota; Fungi; Basidiomycota; Agaricomycetes; Boletales; Serpulaceae
Exons: 9
Coding region: 1-1056 (351 amino acids)
Molecular function (GO): oxidoreductase activity, acting on the CH-OH group of donors, NAD or NADP as acceptor
Source: RefSeq, a predicted model, not a curated record